AAGUUCCAAAGAAACUCUAAAAAAACCAGAAGCGCGUGAGCAGAGAUCCGAAAUAUUCCGAAGGAAAAAAGCAAUGGCGGAAGAUUUGGUUUUGGAUACGGCGAUCAGAGACUGGGUGCUGAUUCCACUGUCGGUGGUGAUGGUACUCAUCGGAGUCCUCCGUUACUUCGUUUCUAAGCUCAUGCGCUCCGAUCAAACUCCCGAUGUCAAAAUUGUCAAAGAAGGGCAACUGAUAAUUAGGGCACGGAAUCUGAGGGCGGCCGCGAAUUUCAUCCCUGCUAAGUCGUUCCGUGCUCGUAAGAACUAUUACAGCAACGAGGAGAACGGUUUAUUACACGUGCCUAAGGGCCAAGCUCAGAAUCCACAGGCACAGAUGUUCUCCGAUCCAAACAUGGCUAUGGAUAUGAUGAAAAAAAAUCUCUCGAUGAUCAUUCCUCAGACACUUACUUUUGCAUGGGUUAACUUCUUCUUCUCUGGAUUUGUAGCAGCAAAGAUUCCGUUUCCGCUUACUCAGAGAUUCAGGGGAAUGCUGCAAAACGGUAUAGACUUGAGCACCGUUGAUGUCAGCUAUGUCAGCAGCCGCUCAUGGUAUUUUCUCAAUCUAUUUGGUCUAAGAGGCCUCUUUAGCCUUAUUCUCGGAGAAGAAAAUGCAACUGAUGAUACUCAACGUAUGAUGCAAAUGAGUGGAUUUGGAUUCGAUCCAACAAAGAGUUUGGGAGCGGAGAAGGAUAACCUAGACAUCGUUCAACAUGAUUGGGCCUUACCAAAAUUCGAGCAGCGAGCAGAAGCAGUUCUAAAGAAACUCGUCAGCUGAAAAUUGAUGACGAGUACUAACAAUUUGUGCCUAUGUUGCAACAAGCCAAUUUAGGGCAUGAAUAUCAAGUUCAUACGUGCCCUAGAGACCCGCAAAAACUGCCUGCUUCUUGCCAAAUGUCCCUUGGCCGUAUUUGCUUCAAUUUAAGGAACUAGUAGAUCUUGAUUAUUACAAAUUGUACUAUUAAGCUGAGUCACUUUAAUUUAAAAUAUUACCAACAUUUUGUUCCAAGUGUUUAGAUUCUUCUGUCUAAGUUUAUUUCAAUAUUGUGCCAUAAUAGUUGAUGUACUACUGCGAAUAUCUUAAUCUUUUAAACACGAGUGAGUAGUAUACUGCUGAUGCAAGUUAUUCAUACAGAACUUUUUUC
Erythranthe guttata (spotted monkey flower) is the source of this 1181-nucleotide messenger RNA. RefSeq names its product ER membrane protein complex subunit-like protein (Protein of unknown function DUF106, transmembrane). Lineage: Eukaryota; Viridiplantae; Streptophyta; Magnoliopsida; Lamiales; Phrymaceae. Gene Ontology annotation, biological process: protein folding in endoplasmic reticulum. Gene Ontology annotation, cellular component: membrane; EMC complex. The record is from RefSeq and is a predicted model, not a curated record.